GCCACAUUUCUACCGUUAUCACCCAUUCCCCAGUAGUCACUGGUAGCUCGUACCGUUAAACCCGACACAGAACUACUUUUUAACACAUGAAAAUAAUCUACAAGGCAGAACAUUCGUCACACAGCCCAGUCAAAUAUUGCCACGCUGCAUUGUUCUCGUGGACUCAGCGGACGUGCCGCGUUUGAGCGGUUAUGUCGGUUAUCUGAUGAACACUUUCGUGGCGAAGCAUAAUAUCACACUGCGUUUCUUAUACCCAGUUAAAGCGGGCGAAUUGGUACAUCUAACGACACUUUUGAAAUAUGUCACUAACGGUACAAUAGAUUUUGCCGUCACUCUCGUGCCGUUAUUUUAUGAUCUAUCAGAAACUUAUCCAUUGCUGGCAUAUCCACUGGAAACAAUUCGUUGGUUCAUUGUGUUGCCUUGUCCGCAGCCGUUGGCGUAUGCAGAAAUAUAUAAGAUCGUAAUAACGGCACAUGUAUUUGGCGCUUUGUUGAUAUUCUCACUGCUGUUUUCGCUCAUAGAUACCGUUAUUAAGCAUUUGUUCUACACAUCCCACGCCGAGUUUGAUUUCGUUAAUAUUUUAGUGAAUGAAAAUAUUUUUCGCGGCAUUUUCGGUCUCUCCUUUCUCAUAAGACGCCGACCGGUGCUUUCGUUGAAAAUACUUUAUCUUUUCCUCAUGCUACUGGGUCUCUUCGUGAGCAACAUGUAUUCUGCGUACUUUCAGACGCUCUUCACGAGUCCACCGCUACAAGAGGAAAUACAAACCUUCGACGAUAUGCGUCGCACUGGACUGAAACUAAUGGUUGAUCGCAAUGAGAUCAAAUCCAUUGUGGAUUCAUUUGCUUUUAUUUCCAACAAGACUUUUCAAAACAUUUUACAGUUAGAAGAUACUGGAACAUUUCAACGUCAUCGUCGCGAUUAUGAUAACACUUAUGGCUACACCAUGCCGGAAUCACUUUGGCCCAUCUUCAAGGCGCAGCAAGAAACCUAUGACAGCCACAUUUUUUGUUUAGCUCCAAGUCUCCAAUUGUUCAGUGGUAUGUCGUUGGGCGCACCGUUAGCCGAGAAUUCAUACCUAACGGCACCUUUGAGCAUGUUGAUAUUGCGUGUCAUUGAAACCGGUCUUCUGGCACAUUGGCGCACGAGAACAUUCCUCGAUUUAGUAGAAAGUAAACAGCUCUUUUUCAAAAGACCCGCACAGAAGCAGCUUUUCCAUGACAUCAGCGUGAAUGAUGUGCAGUUUCCGUUUUAUAUGCUGUUAGGCGGCUUGUUCGGGAGUAGUAUUCUCUUCACUUUGGAAAUUUAUACAUUCAAAUUAAGAAAGAGUCAAAAACAGAGAUCAUGAAAAGUGCAUAAGAAAGUCAAAAAGGCCGCUUAACAUAUAUAUAUAUAAGUAUUCCAAGCUGAGA
Molecule: messenger RNA, 1409 nt
Organism: Ceratitis capitata (Mediterranean fruit fly)
Lineage: Eukaryota; Metazoa; Arthropoda; Insecta; Diptera; Tephritidae
Exons: 1
Coding region: 206-1345 (379 amino acids)
Source: RefSeq, a predicted model, not a curated record